This is a messenger RNA of Exophiala xenobiotica, 1309 nucleotides long. RefSeq lists its product as uncharacterized. The coding region runs from base 539 to 1078 and encodes 179 amino acids. Gene Ontology annotation, biological process: regulation of DNA-templated transcription. Gene Ontology annotation, molecular function: zinc ion binding; DNA-binding transcription factor activity, RNA polymerase II-specific. The record is from RefSeq and is a predicted model, not a curated record. Lineage: Eukaryota; Fungi; Ascomycota; Eurotiomycetes; Chaetothyriales; Herpotrichiellaceae. The transcript has a single exon.
UAAAAAUAUUCACAACAGCUUUCCCGCGGAUCGCCCUUUCCUAUACUUGGUCUCCACCAACAAGAUGGCUAGAUUCUCUGCCAUUUUCACGAUCAAGAGCUCCCUCCUGGCCCGCUCAGGUCCAUGCCUCUGGACUGGGAGGGAAGAUGCGUCUGUUGUUCGACGGCUACGAAGUUCAGCGAAGCACCAGUAUGCUCUUGUCUUAGUACCACUACUUAUCUGCCAGCAUCCACUCUUUCUGCGACCUUCGCCCACUUUUCGCGGGUUUGUUAUUCCAUUAGUUAGAUUCUUACCGUGUAUACAAUUGUGCCGAAGGGGAACAUUGCCGCCCGCCCCCCUCUACGCGGCGGCGACGAAUCUUCUUUGUUCUGACAUCUUGGUGCUUUGUUGACUGAUACGCGCUUCCGCUCUUCGUGGUUUUCCGCACCAAUCACAGGUACAGCAGGCCGUGAUAGCCUGCCCCAACAGGAGACCUCAGACGGUUGCCACCACACAAACUUAUCCCUCUGACUUCCCGAUUCUCGAUGCUCUUCAAUCAAUGGCAUCUUCUCGUCAGGAUGCCUUCACAGAGGCCCAAGGUCCCGUGUCUAGCGACGAGACACCACAACUCGAACACGAACAGCCAGAUGUAGAUGCGGCUCAAACUUUACCGGACGCAGAUCCACCGGACCCAUCGAGCAGAUCGCGAACAAGAUCGUCCCUGGCGUGCUUUAUGUGCCAAAAGAAAAAGAUCAAAUGUACAGGCACAUUCCCGUGCGCGAAUUGUCUGCGUCGGAAUUGGUCCUGCAGGUUCGAUGCAGAGGCUGACGGGAGGAGGAAGGCCAACAACCGCCGCACGGUACAAGGCUUGAACGAGGCAAUGGAGCAGCUCCGGCGACAGAGGCAGAUGAUCUCCGGAAUUCUUGCUAUCAUCAAGGCUGGGGAUCCGGACGCCAUUAGAGGCUUCGUCGAGCAGGUGAACAAGACGGAGAAUCUUGCCGAGAUCGCGGGGUUUGUUCAAGGUGAAGUCGAAAGAGACGAGAAGAUUCAUAAAGCAUACGAGGACGUUGACUGGACCUCAGAGGCAGCCCAGCUUUGAAUCCCAAAAUAAUCCGAGAUGAGAUGCGACGCAUGCGACCGACGCCUACAUCCGCCUUGGAUGCUGAACAGCCUUGUAGGCAGUUGAUUUCCUGAAGGACUCGAGAUUGCGAGCUGAAUCAUACGCGGGAGCUACCGUGGGCGACACCAGUCCCAGCUCGACCACUUCUAGCGCACAUCAUGCUCGGUAUACUCGGACGUGCGUGAUGUUCAUCAUGGAAGGCCGGCAAUG